This is a messenger RNA of Lethenteron reissneri (Far Eastern brook lamprey), 3953 nucleotides long. RefSeq names its product cytidine monophosphate N-acetylneuraminic acid synthetase (gene CMAS). Gene Ontology annotation, molecular function: N-acylneuraminate cytidylyltransferase activity. The record is from RefSeq and is a predicted model, not a curated record. NCBI's taxonomy places the organism in Eukaryota, Metazoa, Chordata, Hyperoartia, Petromyzontiformes, Petromyzontidae.
UCGUGCGAAUCGCCGAAUCGACACACUCCCAACUCCAUCGCACCGGUGGAGCGGAGCGCUCCGCGGCUGCUCCGUCAAGAAAACAACAAAAAUUCGCGUCUCUCGCUCGGCCCCGCGGUGUGAGGGCAACUACUUAGCAGCGGCGAUGCCGAGCGGAGGGCACCUGUCUGCGCUGGUGCUGGCGCGGGGAGGCAGCAAGGGGAUCCCGCUCAAGAACAUCAAGCCGCUCGCCGGAGUGCCGCUCGUCGGCUGGGUGCUGCGCGCGGCCAAACACUCGGCGGUGUUUGACAGCAUUUGGGUUUCGACUGACAAUGACGACAUUGAGCGAGUGGCGAAGAAAUUUGGAGCCAAAGUCCACCGGAGAUCCCCCGAAGUGUCCAAGGAUUCCACCUCAUCCUUGGAGACUAUUCAGGAGUUUCUGAAACACCAUGACGAAGUGGAUUCGGUGAUGAAUAUCCAAGCCACUUCGCCUUGCCUUCACCCUGAGCACCUGCAGGAGGUGAUCAGCAUGUUCCGCAGUGGACAAUACGACUCAAUCUUCUCAGUUGUGCGGCGACAUCACUUUCGCUGGCAGGAGGUCAACAUCAAAGAAGGGGAGGUGACGGUUCCCUUGGGGCACAACCCCGCCAAAAGGCUGCGGCGCCAGGACUGGAGCGGGGAGCUGUGUGAGAAUGGCUCCAUCUAUCUCGCCACACGGAAAAUCAUAGAGGACGGCUACUUGCAGCACGGCAAGGUUGGCUACUAUGAGAUGAAGGCAGAGCACAGCGUGGACAUUGACAUCGACAUUGACUGGCCCAUCGCCGAGCAGCGUGUUCUUUGCUACGGGUACUGUGGGGAGCAGCAGGCCGCAGGGAUACAGCUGGUGGUGAGCGCGAUCGACGGCUGCUUAACUGACGACCACCUGCGGGUGUCGUCGUCGGGGGAGGAGCACAGCACCUUCUGCGCGAGCGACAUGGCGGCUAUCAGAACCCUGCAGGGGAAGGGCGUGGAGGUGCGUUUUCUCUCGGACCUUAAUCUGACGGUGCACACAAAAUUCGCAGAGAAGCUUGGUUGCAAGCUCAAGCAGGGCACUGCUGACAAGCUCUCCCAGCUGAACUCGUGGAGAGUGAAGCUUGGCCUCGGCUGGGAGCAAGUUGCCUACUUUGGCUAUGACAGCUCGGAUGCAGGCUGCCUGCAGAAGGCCGGGCUGAGCGGGGUGCCGUUGUCUGCGGUGAGCGACUUGGCCAAGUCUUAUGCUCGUUUCCAAAGCACCCUCAGUGGAGGUCAGGGCGCCUUCCGCCAGUUUGCUCUGUUCGUGCAGGACGCUAACGAGAAAACCAAGGUUGGGGACAACCAAAACGCGCCGCAUCACAACGCCGUUGACGAGCUCGCCCCAUCGAAGCAGGAGGCUAAGGAGAAGGCCAAGGGUAAAGAGGACCCUCCUCCAAAGCGUCACAGGAAAACGCACGCAGAUGGAGCGACGCACCUCGAAACCCAAUGAAGUCUCAACAUUCCCCAACAACUCAGUGCUGCUGUAGCCUAAUCAGCUAAUUUUAUGGAUAAUUUUGCUUUCAAUUAUACUUUUAGACAGUUGUGGAAUGCCAGAGUGUGUGUAACCUGCAGCAGGAGGAUAAGUGUUCCAGUUUUCAGUCCUCGGGGUGCAAAACACUAAUACAGGUAGGAACAACAGGUUCCACACUGCCCACCAGGGAUUAUUUGUCUGUCUGUCGUGCAUAUUUGUCUGUCGUGCACGAAUGCGCUGUCCAACCAAGUUCCUACCUGCCCACUCCGAAGGAACGUGUUAAUAAACACGUUAUGUAAAAGGUUGCAAAAAACUACUAAAGUCUAAUCAGUAUCUAAUGCCACCAAAUACCAUUUGCCAGUGCACUGUCAUUGUAUACUUGCAAAACAUUGCUCGUUAAACCAUCUUCUGAAUAGCCCUCUGCUACCUUUAUCACAAGAAAUACAUAUGAACAAAAUCUCCUGCUGCGGUGUUAUGCACUUUUCAGUUGAAAUCCCAACAUUUUAUCAUUAACACAUGGUAUCAUUUUAGCUAUCCAUUACAGUAUUUAAAAAACAAGUAAAGCAAAUUUGCUUGAAACUGAAUGCGAUACUAAUUGCUCUGACACUUUUCCAUGUCAUUUUCAAAUCACACAGCAAGAUGUGUUUUGCCACAAAUGCAUGCCUAUUGGGGAAUUGUACAACUGUGACGGAAACUUAACUCAACGUACACGCGCACAAAAAAUAGUUACCACAGUACCUACCAGAAUAUAAGCACUGACCACGAGUACUGAAAGAAAGUUAUACUAAAAACUUACCUUGCAGUGACGCGCUAUACAUUGCUGUGCCAGUUCAGUACGUUAUACAUUGUCCAUUGUGAACUCGAGGCAUGCGGGCCAAAUGCUAAGUUAUUGCAUUGGCAAAUACAGUUGAUCAUCGAUUAAUUAUCCGGCAAGCGAUUAUCCGGCUUCCAACAUUAUCUGGCGGUCCCGGAGAAAGCGGCAAAACUGCGCCAAAAGCUGUAACCAGUCCGACGAUCGGAAUCAUGUACAUGACAAAAAGGUAGCAAUGGUUGAUUUGUGUCAAAUAUUACAUACAGUACAUUAUACACUACAUACAACUUAAUGAAAAUACUGCAUAUAUACAUAACCCCAUGCAGUCUUCGAGAUUGGAGUGGUAAGUAUAGUACAGUCAGUACAGUCACUUUUUUAAGUAGGAUGCUUAUAUUUUUAUCUAUGGCAAUUUCAUAGUAAAAUAAAAAACGCAACAUACACAAAACCUAAAAACAAUGUCAUACAAGAGUGUGACAUUGUUCCUACUGUAUGUAGUGUAUAAUGUACUGGAUGUAAUAUUUGUAUGGAUCUCAGUGGGCCUCAGCUGGACAAUCGACGUUCGACUCUAAUGUCACCGAUGGAGCAAAAGCCGCGUGCACGAGUCUUGUGACGUCACAAGCUCAACGUUCGCACGUCAACGGUGACGCGUGCGCGCGCGCACGAGUUAAUGUGCAAGUUCGCAGCGUGCCUGCAUUGCUGUGGCUUUGCUCUCCAACACACCGGUGUGGUGUACUAGUCACGAAUUGGCACGUUCUGUUUACGUGACGAACCUUCCUAAUUGGCUGUGUCGGGUGGUGGCGUGUUUAACGACACAUUUAUAUACGCGAUCUAACCCCCCCCCCCCCCCCCGUAUUAUGGAAGAUAUUGGUCGCGAAAGCCUGCGUGUUACACUGAGGUUGGUUUAGCGCAGUGGUUCUUAACCUUCACUGAAGCCUUGCACCCACUUUGGAUCUCAAUAGUUAAAAAAAAUUGUAAUGUUAAUCAAUACAUAGGGUUUGACGAAACAAGGUAGUUGUACUUUUGGUGCCUGUGCUUAAUUUGUGUUUCGAUUAUUUACCUUCUAACAAAAAUCUGCCCGUGUCUCGCACCCCCAGAAAGGGCAUCUCGCACUCCCAGGGGGUGCAAUGGUGCACCCCCAGUUUAAGAACCACUGAUUUAGAAUCUCGCUCAAUACCAAAAUGAAUCGUCAAACGGAGGGGUUAGAUUACAUUUGAACAAUUGUACAGAACCCAUUUACUUUUAGGAGUGCAAUUUAGACCGGGAAAUGAAAGUAACUUCACUAUGUUAUAUAGUUAUUAUCUGCUCGGUGUUGUUUUUAUUAAAAUAAUUAACAAUAAGAUAUGGGUGAUAAAAGAAAAUUACGUGAUGGUGUUUCAUUGCAUGGUGCCAAAUUGAAAUGAAUAUUUUAGAGAAUGUAACUAUACAAACUUUGCUUGACAUGUUAAUAUAUACACACUGCAUGUGUGUACACUGUACGCGAUAAUGUGAAGUUAAUGUAAAUGUUACAUUUCAAUGUGUUAAUGUUGACUUUUAGGAGUGAUGAAUCGUUUUUUGGGUGUGGUUUGGUUUAAACAAAAAACAUGGCUGGGAAGAUUGGAAUAUGUUUACAAUUAAACGCUGGGGCGGUUUUUUUAAUUCAAA